GAAGCCUACACCUGCACUGCUCUACAGAUUCACCCAAAUGACAGCGCGUUUCUGGCUCAGUGUAACGCAGGUUAUAUCACUGUUUUCUCUCAGAAAUCUCCUUAUAAGCUCAACAAAUACAAGAGAUUUGAAGGACAUUGUGUAAGUGACCAUUGUUCGUUAAUUAUAGUGCAUGUACAGUAGAUUAACCGGUUACAGAGUAGUACAUACUGUACUAUAAAUGAUCGUCAAUUAACCUUUCUCACGCCGCCAUUUUUGGAUGGCAUUUCAGCCGAGGUCUGCGAAAUAAGUCCACAUAACAGCGACUUUUUUGGACAAAUGAUGGUAAAUUUGCUUUGUAAAUGGUUAGUUUAUUUUGAAAAAUUGCUUUUCAUAUUGUUUUAAUUGUCUGCAUUGGUUAACGAGAAUUGGAUGCCACCCAAAAAUGGCGGAUAUUCGUCAUCGUGAGAAAGGCUAACUUCAACUAACUAACUAACUACAGUAUAACUAUAACUAUAACUUCAACAACUUUGUCUUCACGUUGACUAUAGCUGCCUGAGGAGUGCAUGAGGACUAUAAAUUGCGAUUAACGCACUCUGUGAGCACGUGAAAGUUGUUCUACAGUAUAUAGGCACUUCUGUUUCUUGACAUACAGCGAGCUAAGGAAGGAGAGUGACAAUUACGCGAGGACGAUGGCUGUCAACACAACUUUGAAUUCUGACUGGCGAUAUUCUUUAGUAAAUUAACACGAUGAGUAGUAAUACACAAUAUUUUUUUCAUACAAUCAAACGUGUCAAUGCAUUUGUUUGAUCAUCGUUAUUGUGGUACCAUCCUUCACGUUGAGUUUACGAUCUAGAGUAUACAUGUACGAGGUUCUACAAGUUAUCAAAACAAACCCGGCCAAUGCCAAAGAGUAACUAUGGUUUUAUGGUGAAAGAAAACCUGAUCAAAACUCGAAAUGUAGAAGUAAGCCUGUCAUAUCCUUGCUUCAAUUGCAUGCAUACGUUUGAAUUAAGCCUUUUAAGAUCUCUCCUAUCCUUUAACCACACCUAUACGCGCUAGGAUCAACUUCACGUGUACAUCACAACUACUGCAUGUACAUCAAUUCAGGUGCAAUGAAUUAUUUAAUAUACACAUGUGACUUUGCAGGUGUCAGGCUACCAUAUUGGUAUGGAUAUCAGUCCAGAUGGCAGUUUAAUAGCCAGUGGUUCAUCGGAUGGUUCACUAUAUGUUUAUGACUAUCGUACGUCGAACAUAAUCAAGACUUUUACUUUGGACUCAGGACCUUGUAUGGAUGUCGCGUGGAGUCCGACUGUUCCAUGUCUACUGGCAAGUUGUGAUUGGAAUGGCAAAAUAUUUCUGCACAGAUGA
Messenger RNA from Paramuricea clavata, 1350 nucleotides. The record is from the annotation of a GenBank genome assembly. Lineage: Eukaryota; Metazoa; Cnidaria; Anthozoa; Malacalcyonacea; Plexauridae.